UUGAUUGAUUUGUGAGAUUAUAGAAAAGUGUACAUAAGGGAUUGUUCGUUCCAUGAUGCAUGAAGCACGUGUAACCCGCAAUGCUAUACAUGGUUUCUAACUUUAUUUGCUGUUGUUUUAUUUGUCUAUUUUCGAUUUUUAUCAAUCGUAUAAGUUAUCUCACUGGUUAAAACGCAUACAUUUUUGCUGGUUCGAUAAAAACUGCGAAAAAAAGAGCAGUGGCGAUCGAGACUCUUCGAAUUCGUUCGAUUCCCUCCACGAAAUUUGCCCAAAAAACAGUUCUCCCGCCAAAGCGUGAAUCCCCCGGCCAAAUUUUCCCCACCGGAUCUUCAUCCUGCGACCGCGGCUCAAUCCCAAUCCCAUGCCGAUCCCCUCCUGCUUCCUCUCUCAAAUCUCCCUGCCGCAACCCUAGCCUCGCCGCCGCCGCCGCCGCCUCCGGCUCGCCGGCUCCCCCCUCCCCCGCGGAUCCAAGCUAUCCACCAAAUCCCUCCCUCGCCGUCGCCGGCGGAUGGACUUCACUGCCCCUUCCUUCUCCCUCGGCUCCGAGUUCGACGAGCCAGAGGAGGCGGUAGGGUAUACGGCGCCCGAUGCCCCGUCCUUCUCUCUCGGAAUCGAUUUCGAGGGCGACGGCGACGAGUCCCACCUCACCGAUGCCGGCAAUGGAGGGGAGGAGCAGAAGCGUUAUGAGGCUCCCGAUGCGCCAUCCUUCUCUGUCGGCAUCGAUUCCGGCAGCGACGGCGGUGAGGAGCGCCGCCGGGAGGAGCAACGGCGAAGUUACGAGGCUCCCGACGCGCCCUCCUUCUCCCUCGGUAUCGACUCCGAUGGCGACGGCGGCGACGAGCCCCACCUCACCAACGGAGGCCACCGGGAGGAGCAGCAGCGGCGUUACGAGGCGCCCGACGCGCCCUCUUUCUCCCUCGGCAUCGACUUCGGCGACGGCGACGACGAACCCCGCCUCCCCAACGCAAGCCGCCAAGCUCCGCGCUACGAGGCGCCCGAUGCACCCUCCUUCUCCCUCGGGUUCGAUGACGACGAAGACGAUGUUCUCAUCGGCGGCAGCCGUCACGAGCUCGGGACUGUCGAGGAGGAGGACGACGACUUCGUCCUCGCCGACGGCCAACAGCAACAGCAACGGCGGCACGAAACUGUUGUCCCCGACCCGGCGCCGCCGCCGCCAGAGAUGAAUCGAUUCAAGCGGCUGCGGAGAGGCCCCGCGCCGCCAUCUCAAGCGCCAACACCACCUCCUCAUAGGACACCAGCGCCGGCUACGAUGGAGGCUUCUCCGGUGGUGAGCUCGAAGGCCGUCUUGGGGGAUAUUGGGAGCUUUGAGGAUGAGAUCGAGGAUUUCACCGACGAGGAGAGAUUCAUGCGAGACGUACCGCCGUCUGUUGGUAGCUGCAUCACUUCUAGCAGCUCAAGGUUCUCUCAUGCCAGCAAUUCAAAGUUCUCGCUGAUGAACCAUGGUGUCCUGAUGAGCCAAUCAACAAGUAAAUCAAAGAAAUUUGCACAAACACCUAAUUAUUCUGCUUCAAAAUCUAUGGAAGAAAGCAGCACCAAGAAACUGCUCCCUAAGACAGCAUUGAGCCCAAUGAGGAAAAUUCAUUUGCUUGAUUCAGAUAGUGACUCGGAUGAUAACAAGGAAAUGCCUGGUUUGCAGCAAAACUGCAAAUCCAAAGUGAGCACUGUUCAACAUAAGGGCAAGGCUGAGAUGAAUGACAGUUGGGCGACACCUGCUCUUGAUGAGUUCUGCAAUGAGUAUUUCAAAUCCGUGGAAGACUCGAGACCAUCUCAGCAGAAAGAAGGCAACAGUUUUUGUGGCCCCAAAGUCAUACGUUCUAACUACUCUGUUAGUGAAACUGGAGGACAUUUUCCACAUCAAUCCACUCCAAGUGGGGCUGUACUAGAGGACAAUCAGACAGAUAGUCAUCCUCCUGCAAUGCAUUAUUUUUUCCACCAUGACCAGUUGGUUCGUGACCUGGUCCGUCAAAGACUCAAGCAUUUUGUUCCUGUUGGAGUAGACAGCAGAGGAAAUGAGCAAGAUGGAACACAAAAUCUCCAGUACAGGAGUCAGACCGGCCGGUGUGCUGCUGAAAAUGAUCGGUGGGUGACUCCGAACAAGAGGAUGCCUGUUGCAACUCAAGUUGGCAGAAGAAGAGUAAAUCCUGCUGGAAUGUCUGGCUCUGGCCAUUGGUUGACUGGAGACGAUGGGAAGAAGGUCUAUAUCUCCAAAGAUGGCCAGGAGUUAACUGGAAGGGUUGCUUACCGACAAUACCAAAGGGAAAGUGGCAAGGGAUUUCGCCAGUCGAAGAAGAAAAGUUCGGCUGGAACUAGAGCAAAGAAAGCCACUACUAAGGUGAAACAAGAGAAAACUAGAGCAAAAAGAAAGCGCUGAAUUCAAGACGUGCUGGCCUCGUAUUCACAGACGAGGUGGUGCCAAUGUAAUUAGUCAAUGAGAAAUCAUAGUCAUUAUUUGUUCAAUCCAUUUCAUAAGGAGUUGUUAAAAACAUAGAGCAGAGUAGAAUGACAUGGUUUAUGUCGGAGAAUAUAAUCACAUAACAAAGCUUCAACUGUUCUUCUUUGAUAAGGUAAUUUGGGUGACUAGUUAUUUGUUAA
Messenger RNA from Oryza sativa Japonica Group (Japanese rice), 2613 nucleotides. RefSeq lists its product as uncharacterized. NCBI's taxonomy places the organism in Eukaryota, Viridiplantae, Streptophyta, Magnoliopsida, Poales, Poaceae. The record is from RefSeq and is a predicted model, not a curated record.